Molecule: messenger RNA, 666 nt
Organism: Onychomys torridus (southern grasshopper mouse)
Lineage: Eukaryota; Metazoa; Chordata; Mammalia; Rodentia; Cricetidae
Product: keratin-associated protein 4-3-like
Exons: 1
Coding region: 1-666 (221 amino acids)
Cellular component (GO): keratin filament
Source: RefSeq, a predicted model, not a curated record
AUGGUCAACUCCUGCUGUGGCUCUGUCUGCUCUGAGGAGAGCUGUGGCCAAGGCUGCUGCCAGCCCACCUGCUGCUGCCAGCCCACCUGCUGCAGGCCCAGCUGCUGUGUGUCCAGCUGCUGCAGGCCCUCUUGCUGCAUCUCCAGCUGCUGCCGCCCAUGCUGUGGCAGUUCCAGCUGUUGUGGAUCCAGCUGCUGCCGUCCCAGCUGCUGCAUUUCUAGCUGCUGCAGGCCUUCCUGCUGCCGCCCCAGCUGCUGUAUAUCCAGCUGCUGCAGACCAUCUUGCUGCAUCUCCAGCUGCUGCCGCCCCUGCUGUGGCAGUUCCAGCUGUUGUGGAUCCAGCUGCUGCCGUCCCAGCUGCUGCAUUUCUAGCUGCUGCAGGCCUUCCUGCUGCCGCCCCAGCUGCUGUGGAUCCAGCUGCUGCCAGCCCAGCUGCUGCAUUUCUAGCUGCUGCAGGCCUUCCUGCUGCCGCCCCAGCUGCUGUGUGUCCAGCUGCUGCCGUCCCAGCUGCUGCAUUUCUAGCUGCUGCAGGCCUUCCUGCUGCCGCCCCAGCUGCUGUGUGUCCAGCUGCUGCAGGCCUCAGUGCUGCAUCUCCAGCUGCUGCCGCCCCACCUGUUGCCAGACCAGCUGCUGCCGCCCAGCUUGCUCUAGCAGUUCUUGCUGCUGA